Molecule: messenger RNA, 2259 nt
Organism: Hemiscyllium ocellatum (epaulette shark)
Lineage: Eukaryota; Metazoa; Chordata; Chondrichthyes; Orectolobiformes; Hemiscylliidae
Gene: zdhhc6
Product: zinc finger DHHC-type palmitoyltransferase 6
Exons: 11
Coding region: 762-2030 (422 amino acids)
Biological process (GO): protein palmitoylation
Cellular component (GO): Golgi apparatus
Molecular function (GO): protein binding; palmitoyltransferase activity
Source: RefSeq, a predicted model, not a curated record
AAGUGGCGGGUUUGCAGAGACGGUUGGCGGCUCAGAGGAAGGGAGGGAUAAAACUUUUAAACUUUUCACCUCCCCUUCUUUGCCUGACAAGGGAAAUGGGUACAGGACUGGAAUUAGCACGCUCCCGUUAUAUUUUAAAUCACUGGUUUCCACUCGCGGGUGUGUGAUCCACAAUUAGUACCAGUCCUCUCUCAGGCUGUUGGAGACACCGGCCUGGGCUCUGGACCCUGAGCCCCACCCGGUCAACCGCUCCGUCUGAUCAUGUUUAAUCUCCAGGAGCCGCCCUCCUCCUGGAGUUAUCAAAGAUACAGUAUGCUUCCGGGGCACGAAUGCAGCCAAACGGAAAGAGGAAGCUGUGUGGCGGCUUUGGGGGACCUGGAUUGCAGUCGAGCGAGCUGACGUUUGGCUGCUCCUGUUUCUCGGACUCUCUGAGACCCAGGCCCACGGUUACCCCCCACCUCAGCGCCCUGGAUGUCUGCUCCAGCUGAAAGCAGUCAGAAUCUGGAGCAGUUGUUUUCUCCUCCAUCCCCGAUGUCUUUUGAAGACACCGAACGAAAAGCUUGAAACACACAGAAACACUACAACUAAAGUAAUAGCAUGGGGAGUUUACUGGAGAUGAAAAUUGUGGUUGACGGAAUUUGUUCGAAACUCUCUCUAUUUAUCAAUCAAAAGUGAUCCUUUUUUUUCUGGAUGCAAGAAUUAUUCAUUGCCUGAUUCUCACUUCAAUAAAACAUAAUCGCCUGCGUUAUGUUGGUUGCUGCAUGUUAACUGAAAAAUAUUACUGUCUUCAAUCAAAGACGAUGUGUUCAUUCAUCAGAUUUGAAAAUCUACAUGAAUUGAAAAGAAUUUGUCACUGGGGGCCAAUUAUCGCCUUGUCAGUUAUUACAAUAUGUUCCUCCAUGGCUAUAAUAGACUCAGUGCUUUGGUAUUGGCCUCUUGACACUCCUGGUGGAAGCAUAAAUUUCAUUUUGUUGAUAAACUGGACAGUUCUUAUACUUUACAACUACUUUAAUGCAAUGUUUGUUGGUCCUGGCUAUGUCCCAAUUGGAUGGAAACCGGACAACCCUCAGGAUGCAGUUUAUCUUCAGGAUUGCAGAAUCUGUCAAGGUUACAAGGCCCCACGGUCUCAUCAUUGUCGUAAAUGUAACAGAUGUGUCAUGAAGAUGGAUCAUCAUUGUCCAUGGAUCAAUAAUUGUUGUGGUAAUUUGAACCAUGGCUACUUUACCUCAUUCCUGUUGUUAGCACCAUUGGGUUGUAUUCAUGCUUCUGUGAUUUUAAUCAUGACCAUGUACACACAGCUUUAUAACAGGAUAUCAUUUGGUUGGAGUUCAGUAAAGAUUGACAUGAGUCUGCCUCGAAGGGAUACGCAAUUCGUUGUUCCUUUUGGAAUUUAUGGAUUUGCAGCCUCACUCUUUGCUUUGGGAUUGGCAAUUGGUACAACAAUAGCUGUCGGCAUGUUAUUUUUCAUUCAGAUGAAAGUAAUUCUCAGAAAUAAAACCACAAUCGAAGUUUGGAUUGAAGAAAAGGCCAAAGACAGAAUCCAGUAUUAUCAAACUGGUGAGGAAUUCAUCUUCCCAUAUGACCUUGGAAGCAAGUGGAAAAACUUCAGACAGGUGUUCACGUGGUCUGGAGUUCCCGAUACAGAUGGAAUUUUCUGGCCUGUUCGUGAAGGCAGCCAUCAGUACUCAUUAACGAUAGAGCAGCUGAAACAGAAAGCUGAUAAAAGAGUGAGAAGCGUCCAGUAUAAAGUGAUUGAAGACUACAGUGGAGCCUGCUGUCCAAUCUCAAAAGGAUACAAAACAUUUUUUUGCACACCUUAUACUGAAGAACCCAGAAUGCAACUGAAGAAAGGAGAAUUGAUUCUAGUUACAAGGGGUCUCCCGCAUUGGAUGUAUGGCAACAAGAACCUGAAGACAAAAAAUGCCCACGUUGGACAGCAUGAACGAGGCUGGUUCCCAAGAAGAUGUGUGGAAAAAUGCUUGUACGACACUGCCACAGAAAAACCAACAGAAGAAAAGAAGAUUUUGUAACAGUUCCUUUCGCCUGUGCUUUUGACAGAAUUUGUGAUGAUCUACAGGAUCUAUUUUCCUUAGCUUGAAAGUUUUAAUCUUUUUUCAGAUUUAGUUUAUACUUGACCUGCUUUUUCACAAGCAUUUCUUUUUAUAACCGAAAGAAUUCCUUUGGAUUCUCAAUGUUUGUGAAACAGCCUAAUUAUGGUAAUCUAGAUUGUCAAAAACAAUAAAUCGUCUUCUGCUAUCA